Medioppia subpectinata is the source of this 2304-nucleotide messenger RNA. The record is from the annotation of a GenBank genome assembly. Lineage: Eukaryota; Metazoa; Arthropoda; Arachnida; Sarcoptiformes; Oppiidae.
AUGUGGAAAUCAAAUUAUAAGCACUUGUGUGUCGGCAAUGAUAACGGAUCCGUUGAUAUCUUUGAGUACCAGAAGAAUAAAUUAGAGUUAAGAUUACGAAUCUAUUCAUUCAAGAGAGCGAUUCUAUGCGUCAAAUGGAAUUCAAAUAAAGAUGAAGAGACGUCCAAUUGGUUGGCCAUCAGUUCUUAUGACAAUUACAUUCACUGCUAUUCGUUAUAUAAUUAUUUUAAAUGUGUUGACAAUGGAGUCGACGGCACGGCUAGUGUUCCCACAAUUUCGCGACCGAAUUAUAUAUUGAAAGGACAUUCCGAUAGGAUAUCAUCUAUGAGUUGGUGUCCAUUCGACUCAAACAAAUUGGUUUCCGUAUCGUAUGACAAGACAGCACUGAUUUGGGAUGUAUUGAAAGAGAAACCAUUGAUUAAGUUUAGUGGUCACAGAGGAAUACUGUAUUCUGUAGUGUGGAGUGCUUUCGAUGAGGACCUUAUCUUUAGUGGUGGUGAGGAUAACUACUUCCAUGCGUGGCGUCCAUCAAAACAAAUGAAUGUUUUUGACAAUAGUCUAAACGAUAGGUUGCUUUCAAAGGAGAAUAAUUAUUGGCCACAUCUCGACGAUACGGUUCCGAGCGAUGAGAAGUGUGUGGCGAAUGUGCUUAAAGAGGUCGUAGAUAAAAAAAUAGAGGACAUCGAAGCCGUGUUUCAGACAAUCAAUGGACAGAAUAUAUCUGAAGAAAGUCGUGAAAGAACUCUAUUAUAUGGCAAUUACGAUGACAUUAAGGAAUUUGUUAGGAAUGAGAUUUCAAAUCACGUAAAACAAGGAAAUAAUGAACAAAAGGAUAUCAUAAACCUUUUGGUAGACAUUAAGUCUACGAUUGAAGAAUCGAUUGAGAAGAAGGCGACGAAUCCUUAUUUGGUUUCCCUUUCGAUAUACGCUUCGAGAAAUCACUGGAAAGAGUCGUGUAAACUAUUGGCUCAACAUUUACUCGAUUCAGAGUCAGAGAUGUCUUCUUAUAAGAUGUAUACCAUUGAGAUGUCAGCCGUUCUUCUUGUGUCUCAAAAUAGCAUCAAAGAAGCGAUCGAUUUAUUACUUUUGAAUCAUUUAUUCCGCGAGGCAUUGAUUGUGGCAAAAGUCAGGUAUCAGAGCGAAGAAGUUAUUCAACAUAUUAUGACUCAAUGGGCGACACAUCGGAAGAAUGGCGGGGACUUUGAAGGCGCCGCCAAAUGCUUGACAGCCAGCACUGGAGGUCAACUAUUCAGACCCGGUUUAGAGCCACAAAGCAUAAUCAAUUCAUUCCUAACGCCUGUUCUGCCGAGAAGUGAAUGUGUGGCCACCGCUGACAACAGAAUAGGCUUAUAUCAGGGAACGUGUAAGUCAGUGAUCACAGCCAAUGAGACAUAUUUUGUGUCGCCCUCAUACCCGGCUCUCAUCACCGAACGUCUGGACCCACCCUAUUGUAUAUUCACACUCCAACGAAACCCAUUGAUCAUCAAAUGGCCCGUAUGUCAGAUCAGACUUGAUUUCGAAGAGUUCAGUCUCGCGCCGCCCAUUAACGGCACGUGUAAUAACGGAGUAACCGAUUCUUUCAUCGUCUCGGGAGCCACUAAUUUCAAUCAAUCCGGUCUUCCCGGCGAAGGGCUUUGCGGAGAACUCACGGGUCAACACAUUUAUUUGGAUGUCGACCCGAAGGCCACGGAAGACCCUCUCCUAUUGAUUGUCAAUACGGCUAACGAACAACAGUAUAACCGGAAAUGGAGUAUUCGUAUACAACAGGUCGAGUGCCGGUCGCCCUUCAGAGCGCCUUCCGGUAGUCUUCAACACUAUACCACUCCAUCAGGAAUUGUGGAAAGUCUUAACUUCCGAGGUAUAGGCAAAGCGAUGCCGAUUCUACUGCCGGGACAAGUGUUGGCUCCGCUGGCAUUUCCGGGUGUCUUCCAACAGAUCAAUGUGUUUCCGUCUCCCAAUUACUUCAAUAAUAUGCAUUACGGCAUCACAAUUGCCAAACAGCCCAAAAUGUGUGGCAUUCGAUGGGCCGCCAAUACUAUGGACUUCGGCGGCAUAAAUGUCGAUCGAUCCGGCGUUGAGACCAAUUGCGUCAAUAUUCUCACUGAUACCGGGGAUUACAUUACAAUACCAGACAGUUCUGCAAAUGGCAAUAAUCUACUCGUUAACAGAUUCUGUGGACAAAAAUUGAGUCCAAAUCUGGCUCCUCUUGGAUCCAAUGUGAAUGAAGAUGUUUUUACCUAUUUGAAGCCAUUCCAGCUGUACGUGCACUCAGACGCCUUGGGCCAAUUGUGCUUGCGGCGUUAG